This is a messenger RNA of Plasmodium vivax (malaria parasite P. vivax), 744 nucleotides long. RefSeq lists its product as hypothetical. The record is from RefSeq and is a predicted model, not a curated record. NCBI's taxonomy places the organism in Eukaryota, Apicomplexa, Aconoidasida, Haemosporida, Plasmodiidae. Bases 1 to 744 code for a protein of 247 amino acids. The transcript is spliced from 2 exons.
AUGAAGCAUCGAUGCAGUCUCUUAUAUAUUAAUGCAAAACGUAGUGGUGCGUCAAAUCGAGUCAAAAACGUGACUACAGUGGAAUCUUCAAUCUCGCCCAUAAAAUCGAGAAAUAAAAAUGUAACUAUAAAUGCGGUCACCCUUUUUAAAAAUAUUAUAUAUUUAUCCCUUUUAUUGUGCAUAUUCCAGGGAUCCCUUAAUUAUAGAGACGUUAAUAAAUUCUCUACCAAAUGUACAAAAGCAUUUAAUGGGAAAGGAACAGGCAUCACAUUUAAGAGAAAUCUGGCGGAAGAAUCCUACGACAAUGUACCUGGAGUUCCAGAGGAAAAUGCAUUAGAACCAGAAGAUGCAACAACACAGACCUUGGAAUUUUAUAAUUCUGAUUACCCCCUUGAAGAAGAUGAACUUGAUGACAUUGCAAAUCUAGAUCUACUUAUUGAAAGUUGUGAAAGAGAAUAUGAUGAUAUUCUUCUGGACAUUACAAAUCGAUAUGUUGAAUUUACAGAUGAUAUGAACCAUUACUGGUGUGAUCAAAUGUGGAAAAAGAGAUGGUGUAAAUACGCAGAUAGUGUGCACACUGAAAUGAUGAGUAACCUUAAUAACCCAAACCUUACUUUAGAUGAAAAAAAGGAGAGUUUCAAAAUUUUGAUGGGAUGGUGUGAGGAUGAUUUUAAGUACUUCUUGAAAUUGAUUAAGCAAGAAUGGGAUUUGAGGGAUGACCCAGAGCAUUACUUAGAAAGAUAA